CUCUGGAAACAGGGUCCGUGGUAGCAUCAGAGUAUUUUACUAAACCUCAGAUAGUUAAAAGCGAGACGGGACUAAGGCUGCAGAGAUAGAUGGAGGGACCUGGGCUGAGACCCCUCUCUCAGCAGCCAGGCCCUUCGCAGGGAGACCCCAGGCUGCCUGUCUGCUGUUUGUUUUCCCCCACAGGUGCUCGCUCUCUUGUCAUCAACCUCACCGUCCAGUCCCAGUCCAGACCUGGGCAGCCCUGGUAUAAAUUCCAGGGCUCAGUGGAUAAAGAGCCUUUCCUUCAGUAUGACAGUGACAGCAACAAGGUCAGACCUUUGGGUGCCCUGGGAGAGAAGGUAAAGGCCACCAGAUUAUGGACAGAAUUGCCACAAACACUGAGAGACAUGGGGCCCGAGCUCAGGAUGACCGUGACUGACAUCAGACUGGAGAGAAACAAGACCAGGGGUCCCCUAACCCUGCAGGCCGAGCUGUCCUGCCAGUGUGAAGUAGGACGAUGCACUAGUGGGCCCUUGAAGUUUAACAUCAGUGAACAGACCACCCUCGUCUUUGAACCAAUGAGCAAGAACUGGAUAGUUGUUAGUCCUGGAGCCAGAGAGGUCAAGGAGGACUGGGAGAAGAAUGGACAGGUGGAGCGUUUCAGGAAGAUCUCAACGGGAGAUUGCAAUCGCUGGCUUGGGGACUUCUUAAACCACUGGGAGAAAGUGCUGGAGCCCUCAGGGCCUGCCAUGGGCUUUCCCACCGGCUUCCGGGAUCCCAUUCCACCUCCCCGAGCACAGGAGUUCGCGCCUACACUGGGCAAUGCUUCAGUCAUCAGGCACCACUAG
This is a messenger RNA of Phyllostomus discolor (pale spear-nosed bat), 827 nucleotides long. It is a transcript of the gene RAET1E, whose product is annotated as retinoic acid early transcript 1E. Gene Ontology annotation, biological process: antigen processing and presentation of endogenous peptide antigen via MHC class I via ER pathway, TAP-independent; positive regulation of T cell mediated cytotoxicity; immune response. NCBI's taxonomy places the organism in Eukaryota, Metazoa, Chordata, Mammalia, Chiroptera, Phyllostomidae. The transcript is spliced from 3 exons. Gene Ontology annotation, cellular component: external side of plasma membrane. The record is from RefSeq and is a predicted model, not a curated record. Bases 90 to 827 code for a protein of 245 amino acids.